Molecule: messenger RNA, 3025 nt
Organism: Onychostoma macrolepis
Lineage: Eukaryota; Metazoa; Chordata; Actinopteri; Cypriniformes; Cyprinidae
Gene: svip
Product: small VCP interacting protein
Exons: 4
Coding region: 415-654 (79 amino acids)
Biological process (GO): negative regulation of retrograde protein transport, ER to cytosol; negative regulation of VCP-NPL4-UFD1 AAA ATPase complex assembly; positive regulation of autophagy
Cellular component (GO): endoplasmic reticulum membrane
Source: RefSeq, a predicted model, not a curated record
CCAUACGGCAGCAUGGCGCUGUUGAGCUCACUUCCCUCGACUACCGGAGCUGUUGUAAUACUGUCAUCCUGACAGCUACACUUUCAGCUGAAGUAAUACAUCGUAUUUAUACAGCAAACCAAAAACAAAUGUCGGGAGGCGUGAGAAAGAGGUUCGCUGAAGGUUACAUUAGUCUGUUAGUGUGGUAAAGGUUAUUUAGCGGUAGCGGUAGCUGGCUAAAGUAGUUCAGCACAGCUUUGUUUACAUUGCCAGUUCGGUUCAAGCAGCUUUCAUAGAGGCUUUAUAGCAGCAUAUAAACGCUGUUAGACUGUUAGAGACAUCAUCUCAGCGGCCUGGCUCCUCAUAGGUGCUCAAGGUUACUCUGAUUUGGCUGAAAAGGGUUUUAUUUGUGCCUGUGCUUCAUUGAACAUCAGUAUGGGGAUGUGUUUACCCUGUCUGAGUGGAGCUGAGGAUGUGGUAGUCACACCAGACCCCGACACAAGGAGAAGACAGCUAGCAGAGGCUGCAGAGAAGAGACAGAAAGAGACCACCUACAGAGGUAUCAAAAACCCAGAAGCCUUGGAGAGGAAAAAGAAGAAACAAGAAGAUACGGAGAAACAGACAUUGAACUCUGUACCUUCUGGAGGCGGCGGGCUAAAGUGGCAGGUUGGCUAACACAGGCUGAAGGGAAGAUCGCUGGUGUGUCUACAUCGGGGGUCAACCUUCAUCUGCAGUAUUUCCCGCUGACUUGAGAGAUUCUUAAAACUCUUCAUUCUUUCGGUUCUUAUUUUGAAGUGUACACUAGCCAGGGGAGUUUGCAUAGAGACUAGAAUUUUUGCCAAGCUCCUGCACAAAACUCCUCAUCCUCCAGGCCUUCUGAUUGGCCAGAGUGCAUUCAGGCCACACCCCUUUAAAUGAGCUAGCCAGUGGUUUUAUGGGACUUAAGCAAUUCAUGUUUUUUUUUUCUUUUCUUUUUUCCCACAACCAGUUCAGUUUGUGUUCAUGCAUCAUUUCACACACGCAGCUUUUGUACCGAUGUGCUUUCUAUUUUUAACAUUAAUAGAAUCCUCAAAACUGAGAUCUGAAUGUCAUUUUAAUACACAUUUAUACAAAUGAAAAAACAGCUUUUAUAUUGGAUUUUGGAUAAUUUAAUAUAUAUUUAGCCAUUUAUAUUUAUGCAUCAGUUACCGGCGUGUUUUGGUUGUAAGCUCAUAGUGCAUUUUGCGAUUGGUCCGAACUUGACGUAUAAUAAUAAUGGAUAUUAUGUCAGUUAGCACUUUCACUGCCUGUUGAUUGUAUGACUUGCUGUUCUUAUGAACCGAAUUGAAUGUGCAUCACUUUAUCUUAUCAGACGCAGGGCUUCGGUUGUCUUCAGUUAAGAAAAUCUUAACUUACCGCAUUUAAACUCAACAUCCAUGUGUCUGGGCCAUGCAGCAGUGACUGUAGCAGCCUGAGCUAUAGUGGGUGGUGUGGAAUAUAUUGUAUAUAUUGAAACUCAUCAUAUUGCCUUUAAUGCAUUUCUUUUAUGUUAUGCUCAUGAGUUGUUUCCUCUGCCUACAGCUACUCACUCAAUGCUCGUGGCAGCGAAACAGAUUUGAACCAAGUAAUCAACUGAUAUAUCUUUCCAGGUUUCAUUCAGUAUGGGUUAUCAACAUACAGACACUGUAUAACAAUAAUACAAUAAAUCAGAAAAAGUAUUGCAAUGUUCAUGUUUACCAGUAGAGGGCAGCAGAACACUUUCGGAAUUAGGGAUCAGGACCUGUUUUAGAAGCACAUCUGCAAAGAGUCAUUGCUUAAAUAAAGAUUGUGUUUGAUUGAACAACCAAGCAUUUGUUACAAAACUGAUACAUUUCCUUUGCUUUGUAACUGAUGAACUCUGGCCUCUUAUUAUUAUACUGCAAAUAACACAGUGCUCACUUUGUUAGUUACACCUCGAUUCAGCAAGGUGCUUGAAAAGAUCCUUACAAAUUCUGGAGAUUACACUGAAGUGAUGUUACAAGUUUUCUUUUCUUCCAGAGAUUGAUGUGAUGGUCAUCCAGACAUGUUCUUCUGCUUUACACUGUUGUGAUCCAAGGUCUGGCCAUUCUCCCUUGACCUUAUACAGAACUGUCGCUCACUGGGUGAUCCCAGGAGAUCAGCAGUUUCUCAUAUUCCAACCACUGUUCUACUGUCAUAGUCACUUCCAUCACAUUUCUUCCUGUUCUGAUGUUUGGGAUGAACAGUGUUGGGGAAAGUUACUUUUAAAACUAAUGCAUUACAAUAUUGCAUUACUUAGUUACUUUUAAUGGAAAGUAAUGCACUACUUUUUGUCUCAUGGGCCCGGCUUGCUUCUUAACACAAAAGUUAGAUUUUUGCCAACUGUAAUGGCCUUUCACGCCAAAAAUCAAAUUAAAGAAAGUGCCGCUGCCUCUCACUCACAAUUUCUCUCAACACGAGACAGGAGAGAUGUCAAUGAAUAAAUAGGAAAACUAAGUAACUUGCACUACUUAUCUGAAAAAGUAACUUCUAAAGUAAUGCAUUCCUUUACUAGUUAUGUGAAAAAGUAAUCUGAUUAUGUAACUCGCUUUACUUGUAAUGCGUCACCCCCAACACUGCAUGAACAUAUUACAUUCUCCAACACAGCAAGGUCAGCACAGUAUAAUACAAUAAAUGUCAGAAAGUAUAUCAUGACAUCAACAGAACAUAAUAAUACUCCCAUAAAAAGUCAUUAAUAUUGUUAGUAUAGGAAGCACUAAAAAGAAUAGCCACCAGGGUAGAAGUACAUACUUGAAUUCAUCCAGCGAUUUCAUUCCAUAUAGACACUAUUGAAUGUAAAAUGUUAUUAUGCAAUUUAUAUUUAAUCAAUUAAACAAUAAGAGGUUAAAAAGAAAUGUAAGAAAUAAAACAGCCUUGUUUCUGGAUUCCAGUUCCAGUUCAGUAUCUUUGUUAUGCACAAACUAACUGAUCUACACUGUUAUUUAUGUAUUAUGAUUUGUUUUUCUGUUUUAAAUUUUUAGUUCUAGAAGCCAGUAGAAGUCCAUGUGUCCUUGUGUCAUCUACAAAGGCU